UUCAAACUGGCACUCACACACACACAGAGACCAACACCACGCUCCCAUUGAAGACCAGUGGACACAUCCUGACCUACUGGAAGUGUUGUUGUUGUAGUGCUGCAGACUGAGACUGUGCAGACCGACGGACAUGUUAACAAAGACCCGCCUCGGGAAGCGUUCUCCAUUUGGGGAGUCGGUGAGCGCCACCUGCAGGACGGCAGGAGACCACACUCACCUGCAGACCGGUGAGAACAUGGCAACAGCAGCAGGACCACAGGCCGUGAGCCGAGUCCGACGUCAUCCCGGACUGAAGGUGUAUUUUCAGUGCGGAGGAGGUGAGUCUCCAGGUCGGGUGGAUCAGCUUGACCUGAUGAAGAGUGAAGACUCUGAGUCUCAUCCCUCCUCCUCCUCCUCAGUGCCUCCGUCCAGCAGCAGAUGUGUCUCCUCCUGCAUCGAUGUCCCCAGGAGCCAGAGGAGUCCACAGGACGUGGACAUGGACGAGCUGAUGGCGGCGCUGGUUCUCAGCAGUUUGUCCUGCAGCCCGUUGCUGCACAGCCCGGCCAAGCCAGAGCCGCCAGCUCCUCCGAUGGAGUGCGGGGGGGGCGAGCUCUCUGACAGCAGCAGCGGCUACUGGAGCGUCGGCCACGCCAUCGGAAGCCCGGCGCCCUCUCCACCAAUCACAGAGCCCGACGCCAGCCCGGCCCGGCCCCCGGACGAGGGGCUGGAGAUGGACCUGGAGCCGUUUGACGAGCCGGCGCCGCGGAGACGCAGGAACUCUGUGAAGGUGGCGUACAGGUGUCUGUGGCCCGCCUGCGGGAAGGUGCUGACCACUGUGGUGGGAAUCAAACGUCACAUCAGGACAACGCACCUGUGCCGCGGCAGCGAACACGAGCGCUGUUCUCGCAGCGAGGAGGAUUUCUACUACACCGAGGUCAACCCGCGGCAGUCUCCUCCCCAACCUAUCCCCGUUGGCCCCGCCCCCUCCUCACCGACCAUCUCACCUGCCCCCCCCUCCCCACCCCCCAGCACUGCCCCUCCAUCUCCCCCCUCCCUGACCGACGACACUCUGAGUCGCUCCGCCCCUUCCUCCUCCGGCCACAUCUGGCAGGUCCACUCAGAGCACUCCUACCAGGCUCAUGUGGUUUCAGAGGCAGCGUCCAACGUGACGUCCUGUCGUUGGACAGCUCCGCCCUCCACCUGCCACAGCAGACAGGGUUUGGCGUUUCGGGUGCGUUCGGUCAGCGUAGGAGAGCAGUGGCUGCAGCACCAGAGCGCCCCCUGCAGGAGGAUUCGUGGUGAAGCCAAGAAGUGUCGUAAAGUUUACGGCAUCGAACACAGAGAUCAGUGGUGCACCGCCUGUCGCUGGAAGAAAGCCUGCCAACGCUUCCUGGACUGAACCGAGGAGGAGAAGUGGGACUCCUACUUUCUUACAUCUGAAUCCAGAUUCUUUUUAUACUCUUUCUACGUUUGCUAAAAGUGUCUUUCUAUUCUUGAAUGUGUAGUUUGUAGCUGAACCCGUUUCCUGUUUUAAUGAAAAGAUUUGAGGCAGCUAUGAGGUGACCUUUGACCUUCAAGGCAGCUGAGCGUGUUUUUGCAUCCGGUCGACUCUCCUCAGGUUUUCUGGGGGUAAAAACUGCUUCUUUGUCAGAAUCAGAGAAAUAAAUAAUAAUAACAAUAAAUAUGUAAAUGAAGAUAGAGCCAAAAUAUCCCAGAUUCCAACACUGGCAUCUUGUGGCGAUGACGUAAUUUGAGUCAGAGUCUGUGGUGAUUGGGGGAUGGAGUCCACGGUCAUGAGGUCCCGCGCACUCGACCUAUUGAGAGUCAGUCUCACCUGAUAGACCAUAUCCAGCCACCAGGGGGCAGGCUGCAGUGACUGGGAUUCACUUUUGGGAGCCAUGUCAUGUCUUCCAUUUUUAUUAUCAGUGUUUGUAUCAGUGUAAACGCUUGGACCUGAUUGGUUGAGACAUUGGUGUGUUUAAUGAGCUGGUGGGUUAUCUGCAUUAGCCCCUGAGCUAACUGACUGGGAGCAGGUUAACUGACAGUGAGCUGGUUGACUCUGAGGUUUUUAUCCCUACGAACAAACGAUGUUGACGCUCACAACCUCUUGCUGAUUGGAUCUUUUCUGUCAUGAUGUAGCCUUCGCUGAUUGGUCGGGCUCCUGUCACAUGACACAACACUAGAAUCAAGUGUUACUGACCCAGUUGGCUUCGCUAGCAGCUGUUGUGCAGUUCAGUUCUGUAUUUUUCAAUGACACUACUUCGUACAUGUGGAGGAAGCCAGAUGUUAUAACAAAUUUUGAUAACUCUCGAUUGACAAACAAAUAAUUCCUGUUUUACCGACUCGUGCACAACUAGUGUACGUGAGUUUUCGGGCUUGUGAGACGAGGAUUAAAAUUGUUGCGGAGCCAAGACACUCGUGUGGACAGGGACUGGUUUAGUCUGAAAAUGUCCUCAUACGGAUGUGUCCUAACUUGUCCCCAUGUCCUGAUUGACCUGGGCCCCAACAGGUCCCAGGUCCUAACACGAUUACUUCUAUUUUAUUUUUUUUAAACCAAAAUGGUGCUGGACAAAAUGCCAAACUAAAGUCUUCACACGGCAGCUCACAAACCAAAUGGUGAUGUCACAGCAGGACGAGGCUCAACUGCUCGUGUGCGUUGUUGGAAUCGCAAUAAUUCGCUUUCAUUCUGAAGCCGUCAAACAUUUCAUCAAAUUGGUUUGGUCUCGUUAACGUCACUGUAAAUAUCCUGGUUUCAUUUCUCUUCAGCUCUUUGUUUGAAGGCAGAAGCCACGUCCACUCCUAUGAUGCAGCCUCAUUCAGUAUUGAUCCACACGUUUCAUAACAAGUAAUAACACACAUAUAUAUUCCUACGUAUCUUCUUUAUCCUGGUGUGUAUACAGAUAUAUAUACUGGGUCCAUAUAGACAAUAAUGAAUAUUCUUUAAGUCUUUAGAAGGCGUCAUUAAUGCAGAACCAGGUUCAUAUGCAGUUAAUGAGAAAAGUUGUAUUUAUCUUCUACAUGUUGGUGCUUUAUGUAAAUGUUGAUCAUUGUAAUCGUUUUUAAAGAUGCACUCUUUUAUACAUGUGAAAUCCUGAUGUUCUUAUAAUAAACUGAACAUAUUGAAAAACUUUCA
Molecule: messenger RNA, 3112 nt
Organism: Pleuronectes platessa (European plaice)
Lineage: Eukaryota; Metazoa; Chordata; Actinopteri; Pleuronectiformes; Pleuronectidae
Gene: znf395a
Product: zinc finger protein 395a
Exons: 10
Coding region: 131-1378 (415 amino acids)
Biological process (GO): regulation of transcription by RNA polymerase II
Cellular component (GO): nucleus
Molecular function (GO): RNA polymerase II cis-regulatory region sequence-specific DNA binding; DNA-binding transcription factor activity
Source: RefSeq, a predicted model, not a curated record